AUGCAAAUGAAGGGGGCGGGCCCCUGUCGGGGCCCCGCCUCCCUCCCCCGCAGCUGAGGCCAGCGGUGCCGAGCGCAGCUGGACGAGCGGCGGCAGCUGGGCGAGUGACAGCCGCAGCUCCGCGCGCGCGGCCGCCAGAGCCGGCGCAGGGCAGCGGCCGCCUCCUCCCGCGCCUCCCGGCCGCAGCCCCGGGCCCCGGGCCGGCCCCCUCGCCGGCGCCCGCUCCCCGCGCGCAAGAUGGCUGACCCCGCUGCGGGGCCGCCGCCGGGCGAGGGCGAGGAGAGCACCGUGCGCUUCGCCCGCAAAGGCGCCCUCCGGCAGAAGAACGUGCACGAGGUGAAGAACCACAAAUUCACCGCCCGCUUCUUCAAGCAGCCCACCUUCUGCAGCCACUGCACCGACUUCAUCUGGGGCUUCGGGAAGCAAGGAUUCCAGUGCCAAGUCUGCUGUUUUGUCGUGCACAAGCGGUGCCAUGAAUUUGUCACUUUCUCCUGCCCAGGCGCUGACAAGGGGCCAGCCUCUGAUGACCCCCGGAGCAAACACAAGUUUAAGAUCCACACUUACUCCAGCCCCACGUUUUGUGACCACUGCGGGUCCCUGCUGUAUGGACUCAUCCACCAGGGGAUGAAAUGUGACACCUGCAUGAUGAACGUCCACAAGCGCUGCGUGAUGAACGUCCCCAGCCUCUGUGGCACGGACCACACGGAGCGCCGCGGCCGCAUCUACAUCCAGGCGCACAUCGAGAGGGAAGUUCUCAUCGUUGUCGUAAGAGAUGCCAAAAACCUUGUACCCAUGGACCCCAACGGCUUGUCAGAUCCUUACGUGAAACUGAAGCUCAUUCCUGACCCCAAGAGUGAGAGCAAACAGAAGACCAAAACCAUCAAGUGCUCCCUCAACCCGGAGUGGAAUGAGACCUUCAAAUUCCAGCUGAAAGAAUCGGACAAGGAUAGAAGACUGUCUGUGGAGAUUUGGGACUGGGACCUGACCAGCCGCAACGACUUCAUGGGGUCUUUGUCGUUUGGGAUCUCUGAGCUGCAGAAAGCUGGCGUCGAUGGCUGGUUUAAGCUGCUGAGCCAGGAGGAGGGCGAGUACUUCAACGUGCCGGUGCCGCCGGAGGGAGGUGAGGGCAGUGAGGAGCUACGGCAGAAGUUUGAGCGGGCCAAGAUCGGUCAGGGGACCAAGGCUCCGGAGGAGAAGACAACUAACACCAUAUCCAAAUCGGACACCAAUGGGAACAGAGACCGGAUGAAGCUGACGGAUUUUAACUUCCUCAUGGUGCUUGGGAAAGGCAGCUUUGGCAAGGUCAUGCUCUCGGAGCGGAAAGGCACAGACGAGCUGUACGCCGUGAAGAUCCUCAAGAAGGACGUGGUGAUCCAAGAUGACGACGUGGAGUGCACGAUGGUGGAGAAGCGGGUGCUGGCCCUGCCCGGGAAGCCGCCGUUCCUGACGCAGCUGCACUCCUGCUUCCAGACCAUGGACCGCCUGUAUUUCGUGAUGGAGUACGUGAAUGGCGGGGACCUCAUGUAUCACAUCCAACAGGUCGGCCGCUUCAAGGAGCCUCACGCUGUGUUUUACGCUGCAGAAAUUGCCAUCGGGCUGUUCUUCCUGCAAAGCAAGGGCAUCAUUUACCGGGACCUAAAACUUGACAACGUGAUGCUGGAUUCUGAGGGCCACAUCAAGAUCGCUGACUUCGGCAUGUGUAAGGAAAAUAUUGGGGACGGCGUCACGACGAAGACCUUCUGCGGCACCCCAGACUACAUCGCCCCAGAGAUAAUUGCUUAUCAGCCGUAUGGAAAGUCAGUGGAUUGGUGGGCGUUCGGGGUCCUGCUCUAUGAAAUGCUGGCUGGGCAGGCGCCCUUUGAAGGGGAGGACGAGGACGAGCUCUUCCAGUCUAUCAUGGAGCACAACGUGGCUUAUCCAAAGUCGAUGUCCAAGGAAGCCGUGGCCAUCUGCAAAGGGCUGAUGACCAAACACCCCGGCAAGCGCCUGGGCUGUGGCCCCGAGGGCGAACGAGACGUGAAGGAGCACGCGUUCUUCCGGUAUAUCGAUUGGGAGAAACUCGAGCGCAAAGAGAUUCAGCCGCCAUAUAAGCCAAAAGCUUGUGGACGAAAUGCUGAAAACUUCGACCGGUUUUUCACCCGCCACCCGCCCGUCCUAACCCCUCCUGACCAGGAAGUCAUCAGGAAUAUUGACCAAUCAGAAUUCGAAGGAUUUUCCUUUGUUAACUCUGAAUUCCUAAAACCUGAACUCAAGAGCUAAGUAGAUGUGUAGAACUCCGUCCUUUGUUUCUGUCAUUCAAGCUCGGCUACGGCGGUGACAUUUUUUUUGUUUUGUUUGUUUGUUUCAUUACCACGUUGCAUCCAUGUGUUUUAUUUGCUGAUGACACUAGAGUGGCCAUGUUUCGGAAUCCAAAUGCCCUCAGGUCGUUUGGGACAUGCUAAGAGAUGAGCUUAUGCAGAUGGCCUGUGGAAAAAAACGCUACUGCAUAAUGAACACGUCAUCGAAGUCCUCUUGCAGUGGAUGUUCCCCAGCAUGUCAGCUACGUAGAUCCAGUGGGGGACACAGAAUGCCUGCUGCUUUUCCCUUUUUUUUUUUUUUCUGCAUUGCCAUUGUCACACAUUCUCCAGUGCCAACCAUCCAAUCUCGAUUCUUCCCACCCACGAGGGUGGGUGAUCGGAUGCUAGCGGUGUCAGCUUCCUUCAGUCCUGGGGCUUGGCUGGCAUCCAGACACAUGGUUGCUUUGCUUUAGAGGAAAGGCCUCCAUCGUGCCUGACUGGGAGGCACCACGAGCUUUGAAAAGAGCAGACAAAAAAAAAUACAAUUUUGCUUGCUGUUUUCCAUGACUCAAAGUGAAGGAGGUUGCCUAAGCCCUUUUAAAAUUCCGCUUCCAUCUGAAAGCACCUCAAGAGGUCAAAAGGCAACCAGCUUAGGUGCUCCCUCGGGGUCACCUUCAUCCCCAAACAAUGUGGGAAGAGCAUUUGGCAUCACUUCCUGAAGAUACAUGGUCACUCUAGCAAGGUCCCCAAGGACCGGGAUUUUACGUUACAUUUCAAACUUUAUUUGCUUUGGGGUUUUAUUUCUGUUGUUCAAACGCAAAACAAAAAAAAUUACUUUGUUACACAUGCUUUGAAAUAUGUGUCCAAAUGUUAUUGACAGCAAUGACCUACUUUGAUUUACAAAGACGGUGGCUCUCAAGCCCGUAGCAGACUCACGCCUGAGCGGAUGGGACUGGGCUGGGUGGGUGGCUGACUUUUGAAGGCCGAUGAAGGGUUCUGGGGAAGACACCAUCUCCUGAAAUGUAGACAGCUGUAUUCUUCUCUUUGAUGUUGUUUUACAAGAUGUUUGUGGAAAUGUUCAUUUGUAUCUGGAUAUCUGUUAUGUGCCAUUUUUCUUCUAGCAUCGAGAUGCAAUUAAAAAAAAAAACAAAGAAGAAAUGCUAUUUCAAGGAAAACAGCUCUCUUUGAAAAAAUGUGGACCCAAACUACAAGCGGGGCCUCCUGAGGCUCUGGGACAGAAUGAGCCAAACUCAGAGUUUAAUCUCAGCCCCGUGUUCCACCAGUCAGAGAGGCUGAGGCUGCAGACCAUUCAGGGGGUCCCCCGGUCCCGUAAUGGGGUGGGGCAAGCUAACCAGGGCCCCCCACGAUCUCAGAGCCCAAAGCCCACAUUCCCACUGGAGUCAGGUUUGGGGGUUGGCUAGGAAUAUGCCAGGACUCUUGCUUUUCUUAUCAAAACUGCCACUCCCCCCUGCUUGGACUAAAUAGUCUUCUUAGCAAGCAACUCUCUGAACCCCAGAAGCCCAAGGAAACCCCUGGGGUGGGAGAAACCCCAUUUCUCUCUGAGCAGAUGGAGACAGCGAGGGGUCCCCAUCCUUGUCUCCUGCUAUUCCCAGGCAGCCCUAAAGAGAAUUCUUAUCAGAGUUGAGUCAUUUCCGGAAGCUCUGGGGCUUCUAAGAGACCAUCAAGGGAACUUUUACUAACCUGACAAAUGUCCUUGAAGGGAGCCUUCUCAUCUUUAAGAAAACCGUGUUUGGGUUUCCGCUUAGGCAGAUGCCCCUGCUGCCUGCCCGUUCCUUUCUGCCCGCUUGCUUCUCCUCGCUGCAGGCUUUGGGCCCCCUCCCUGCUCCUGGUCUUGUGGCAGCGGCCUAAACCACGGGUAAAGCAAACCUCAAGUCCUCGCUGACAAGCGUAGGGGGCUAGAGAGGGAGAGAGAUCAGACGUAAUUGUUGGGGGAACUGGGAUCUGGAGAGAGGAAGUGACUUGCCCAAGGUCAGCCAGCUGCGAAGCAAAGCUGGGUUUCCUGACGUUCAGCAUGGGACCCUCUCUGCUCUCUACCUGGCGUCUCUGAGCCAUGCCCACCAGCAGGCAAGCGAUUUGAGGACCUCUAUCUGGCUGUUGGGUCACCAGGCCUUUCCUUGGGUAUGUUGUCAGGAAGGUAAACACCAUGGAGAAACACUGGGCCGUUGACGAAUGAUUUGAGACAACUUUAGAGACCAAUGUAAGAUAGAUAGAUGAUAGAUAGAUAGAUAGAUAGAUAGAUAGAUAGAUAGAUAUAGGAAGAAUAUACUGUAUAUAUACACUUGUACUCUACAUUUUCCAAAUUGCUGCCAUUGUUUUCCAAAAGUUGAAUCGUUUGCAGAGAUGAGACCUUAAGCCAAAGUUUCUGCCCUGACACGCCUCGCCGAGGUGGGCAGGGGAGCCUCAGGGAAGGGGGCGUGGGUCAGGGCAUCUGCAGCUUCCUUUUCCAUCAGCAUUUCAAGUGCAGAGCGGACCAGGACACACAGCUUUCCACACACACAGUUUCUGGGGACUGCUUUGCAAGUUCAUCCAGGAAGAGAGUUGCAUUCGUUUUUCCCAUCCUGCGUCUCUUCCACCCACCAUCCCUUUCCCCGGGAGGCAUUCACUGAGACCGACGUGUGCCAGGCUCUGUGCUGGGUGCCAGGAGCACAGCAGGCAGCCAUAAAGAUGCAGCCCAGAGGGGGAGUCAUCUGUCCGAGUCAGUCAGGGAUGGCUUCGUACCAGAAAGGAAAAGUCCUCGCAAGUCUUCAGGGGUCUGCUUUCUCUCUUCAGACCACAGUUUGAGCUGGAGGAGAAGGAGCAGUAGUGCCUUCUUCACCCACAUUGUGGGGAAGUCCUAUACUGUGGGGGUGGGGAAGGAGAGGGUAGCAUGGUAACCAGGGUGGGUUUCCUUCUAGAAGGCCAAAGGCACCAUCUCCGUGCUUGAACAGGCCACAGAAUCACGGCGGGCUGAGCAGAGACAGAUACCCCUACGGAGAGCGGGCUCUGGUUGUCCUCAGUUCCGAGUCCCGCCUUUUGGGGUUUAUCACUCAGAUUUUCGCAGGCAGUCCCCUUUCUAGCUGUCAGGGAGACCCUGCCGCCCUUCCAGCACAAUGCACCCAGCUUGACAAUUCCUGGUGCUUCUAUUGGGUUGUCGGAAAAGCCAUGAUGCAUUUUUGCAAUGAAAAACAUAGAAAAAAUACAUCAUGACUUUUCCAACAACCCAAUAGAUCAGACAGCCUGAGGUUUUCCAAUGAACUUAAUUAGGGGAGAAUUGAAAAAAAAAAACAAAGACAGAAACUAAGUAAGAACAUCCAAAGAACCUAAACACAGUGCAUGUUAUUAGCCGUGGGGGAUUGUCUACCAGGAUCCCAGAAACCCUCUCUUCACUUGUUAGGCUUCUCACUCCGCUGCUGCCCUUCUGAGAGGAGGGGGCCCGAUCACAGAGACCUUGGGCAUUGAUACGAGGCCCGUGGAAUUCAAACCCUCUCUGGCCGAGUAAGACUUUUCCCAAUGGCUUUAGAUGCUUUCAACUCAGAAAGGAAUUGUCCCAACAGAGAGGCUCAUGUGCUCCCGAUUUCUAGGGUAAAAUUCAGGGGUAAUGACUGCAGGGGUCUCUCCACAGGACAGACUCCACAGUGACAAGUUCUAUCUGGACCAUUGGCCAUUUCAUCCCCGGCACAACAGAUGGGGAGGGGCCUUCGAAAUAGUGGCUGAUGGGAAAGGAAUCUGCUGGAUGCUCAGAGGCAGGGAAGGCCCCGUGGGGUCAGUGUCACCAGGGGGACCUGAGAGGCGGUGGCCUCCUGCCUUCCAGCCCCAAAUCGGCCAGGGCCCACGCCCAGCUCUGGAGCUCAGACCUCGACGGGGAUGAAUGCAGCCCGUCCCUGCUGGGGGUCCAAAUGUGAGAGGCCCUUAGGAUCAACAGGAACAGCUUCCAUUGUUUUGCUCCAGAGUGAGGUGUCUGGCUCAGGAGAGGCUCUAAGUUGGGGAAAGUAAAGAGGCCCGUCCUUAGUCAAGUCUCCAUUCAUUGAUUCGUUCAUUCGGCAAAGAAUCGCAGACAGCCUGCUGCGUGCCAAGCGCUGCACUUGGCACCGGAAAUACAAUAGUGAAGAAACAGACAAGGACCCUCCGUCCCUGGAAACAGGCAGUAAAUAAACCAGCAUCUGAUAACAGCAAGAGUGAUGAAGACCCUUAAAAGGGUGGCAGGUAUGACUUGCAGGGUCCAGGCAGGCAUGGCAUUGGAGCCUUUCCUGGGACAUGAAAAGGAACAGUCUGACAGCAGGCAGGACAAGACCACGCUGAAUGGGGGGGAGGGGGGCCUGGCAGGAGAGGCCCCGCCAUCCAGGAAACAUUUCUGCCAGCCCGAUCCGAUCCGACUGCACCUACUGAGGUGUGUUGCUGGUGUCUCACCACUCCCUACACCCCACACGUGCACCACCACAGUAAGUGGGGCGCUACGUAAGGACAUUCUACCUACCUCAGGGGGACAGCCAAAAGGAAGGAAUUUCUGGGUGGCUUUUUGCAAAGGGAAAGCAGCCCAGCAGUGAGAAACCCUUAUCAGUCAGCGCCCACUGGGGCGUCAACCUACAGCCUGGGAGACAUUGGCCAAACUAGCAAGUCCGUCAGGCCUCACGAACCUGCCCUUCUUUACAAUCGUGACGCACCGCUGGUGUCAGCUGUCCGGUAGCCGUGAAGUCCAGCUGUUAGCCUUGGUUGUCCUGUAAUGAAUCAGCCAUCAGGCUGUCCCCCUCGUCAGCGGGGCCGAGAUGAGGCCUCAUUAGGAGUGGGGUGGUCAGGUAAACAUCACGAACCUGCUGUGCGGUCUUGGGCAAGUCACUUCACCUUCCUGUGCCUCCGUUUUCUCCUGUGUCCAACCAUGGGGGGUAAGGACUGUAGCUCUACCUGCCGCCCGGUGGGUGGUGAGGAGAGGAGGAGAUGAUCGGAGGACAAAGACCCUGAAGCGGUGAGAGCAUCGUGCAGACACGAGAUGUUUUGAUUAGCCCACACUCUGACAUUCCCUGGUAAAACUCACCGAAAACUGUGCUUAACCUGGGAUUAAUGCCUGCCCCUCCCCGCAAAGAAAUGUCAGACUAACGAGGAGAAUAGACUUUUUGUUUGUUUGUUUGAAGGCUGCCCUUACAGACCUUAAUUUUCAGCUUUGGGUUUUGUUUCUUACAGUUUGUUGACUAGAUACGUGCUAUAAACAUUCUUGGGGAGACCUUCUGGCUGACGACCCACAUGUCAGGUGUGGGUGAAUUUCUGGGUGCCCCUUGAAAGCCUGGAUUGUACCAGGGAAUGUGGGGUGGACAGUGGCUGGCUCUUUUCAUUAAGCACUGACCUGAUUUCCCCACAUACCUUCUGCUUUGCGGGGAGCCAUGCUCCCUUUUAAAGAAAGGGGCCUCCAGCCACAGGAGUCACUGUUGGGUGCUUUCCUCCGGGACACCCUCCCCAGGGACUAACUCUGUGGCAUUACACCUGGGAAGAGGUCAUUUCCAACCCAGUUCAUCUCAAAGCCAAAGAAAACAGAGCACCCCGCCCCCCCGCCCCGCUUUAUGGCGAUCAUCAAAGAAAGUCGAUAUCUCAUUUCCUUUCUUAGAAAAUGUCCAAGUGUUCUGUCCUGAAAGCCAGCCUACGACGUGAAAGGAAAGCGAGGGGCUUGCACGUGCAAUGCAGCUGCUAAAAUCUGUCAGCUCGAGGCUCUUUCUGACCCUGCCUGUGAGAUGUCAUCAGCCGCCCGAGGGCUGGCGCGUCUCAGUCCCGUGUCCUUCUGCUUAUGCUGUGUUAAUGUGUCUGCUUUCCAUUUGGCAGAGAGACAGGCGAGAUACCUCCAACUUCGACAAAGAGUUCACCAGACAACCUGUGGAACUCACACCAACUGACAAACUCUUCAUCAUGAACUUGGA
Messenger RNA from Hipposideros armiger (great roundleaf bat), 8176 nucleotides. It is a transcript of the gene PRKCB, whose product is annotated as protein kinase C beta. Lineage: Eukaryota; Metazoa; Chordata; Mammalia; Chiroptera; Hipposideridae. Bases 238 to 2259 code for a protein of 673 amino acids. Gene Ontology annotation, biological process: protein phosphorylation. Gene Ontology annotation, molecular function: ATP binding; diacylglycerol-dependent serine/threonine kinase activity; zinc ion binding. The record is from RefSeq and is a predicted model, not a curated record. The transcript has 17 exons.